This is a messenger RNA of Bemisia tabaci, 706 nucleotides long. Lineage: Eukaryota; Metazoa; Arthropoda; Insecta; Hemiptera; Aleyrodidae. The record is from RefSeq and is a predicted model, not a curated record.
AAUUUGAAAACAUUACGUUUCACAACCAUAAAAGAGGCAGAACUUAUUCAAUGUCAAAUGUCAUGAAGUUUCGUAUCGAAAAUUUUCGUGAAAAUUUUCCUGUUGUUUUCCUCGAUUUUUCGUGAGCCCUUUAGCACUUCUCUAUGUUAUAGUGCCACUAUAUGCACUAAUUACACAUUCUGUUCUGAGGUAAUCCUUGUGUCAUCAACGUCCUGAUAUAAUGCCAUCGUGAUCAAUUAUUUCUUCUUAUACUUAUCCAUUCAAAUUUAAAGUUUCGUUCUGUCCUGCGAGUUUUUGAAUGAUGAGAGGGAAUGUGUCACUGCCAGGUUAUGCUACUUUACACUGUGCUGAGGAAAUCAUCUCCUCGCUCACUUCAGCAGCUCUUACAUCCUCAAAGCAUAAGGCAUUAUUGUAAAAAUGAGGAAGAAGGGAGCAGUGAAGAAAAACGCAAAAUGGAAUCGUUCUCCCAAUUGGAACUUCCAGAGGAGCCAACAAAUUGCUGCAUGUCUGGCUGUGCCAACUGCGUUUGGAUUGAGUAUGCCAAGGAACUCCAGACUGUCUUCCAUGGAAGUAACGAAAAAGCAAGGGACAUUAUCUUGACUAAAAUCUCUGACCCAAAUAUGAAGGCAUUUCUCGCCAUGGAAUUGAAGAUGUUGGAGAAAGAGUGAUUUUUAUCAAAGAAUAUAUUGCAUGUAGUAAAAUGGUA